Trichobilharzia szidati is the source of this 4087-nucleotide messenger RNA. The record is from the annotation of a GenBank genome assembly. Lineage: Eukaryota; Metazoa; Platyhelminthes; Trematoda; Strigeidida; Schistosomatidae.
CAGAUGCGAACCGGUCACACAUGAUUUUUGCAAAUAUUGGCAGGAAAACUAAACAGCAUUGAGCAUACUGGCGAGAACUUCGGAGUAGAAAAAUUACUGCAUUAAUAUUUCAUGUUUCAUAUAUUGAAACUUAUUUCCCGGGCUUUUCAAAAUUUAGAAUUUAGCGGGAUUUCAGUGGGUUUUACGCCUAUGUGAAUGGUUUAAUAUGUUACUUUCUGAAUCCCAAGCAAAUAUUUUCGACACUCUUAAGGCAGAAUCCUCUGAUGAGGAAUUCGUCAAACCAAAAAUGCGGAUGAAAGUGGGAGGGAGUCCAGUGAAAAAUGGAAAUGUUGUGGUUAUUUUGGAUGAUGAAAAUAAUGAUGAGGAUGAACGUUUGGCUCGACGAAAAUCUCGUCUACUUGAACCCCAUCUUUCUGGUGUAAGUAGUCCAGGAGGGAACUCUUCUAUUUCCAAAAACCGUGCUGAUGCUGCAGCUCCACGAGGUAUCCCACAAGCACAAAUAGGAGAGCAUUAUGGCAAUUGUAUUCGACUGGCUGCAGAAAAUAAAAUCACGGCGAAAAAUGCUUUCAGUUUACACCUCAUAGAUUAUAUGAGUGAAGUGAUAAAAAGUGGAAAAUAUGAGACCUUUCAGGUGGCUAGCUCGUCGUUGGAUGCUGGUGCGAAAAUCUAUGCCGGUCGUGUAGAUGCUGUGCACCAAGAAACAUAUCAAGUGCUUACUGGACUUGGCCGUUCAGACAAGUCUCGGAAUGUUGAAGAUAAGGGUGAUAAUGAUGAAAAUAAUAAUAGUGUUAAUAAUGAUGAAGAUGAUGAAGCCCAUGCUCAAUCUAAACCAGAGCAAAAAAAGAAGGUUACAGCACAUCGAGAUAUAAUUCAUAAACAGUUGAAUAAAAUUCGGAUCAAAACACUGGCUGAUAAGAUUGAUGUUGAUCCUUUGUUUCAACAUCAAACAGCUGCAUACGAUGACGGUGGUACAGCUGAGUUAAGAUUGAAUCAACUCUCUACUGCUAAUGCUUCAUGCGAGUUAAUUCUGGAUUCAUCGACACCUGUCAUGUUGCGUACAUCGACCAUACCUCAACCAAAAAUUAUAAAUGCUACAAAUCUUACUGAAUUCUUAUCUGUGUUAAUCACAAAGUCUUUGAAUCAGUUAUCAAUAUGUUCUACAUUGCAAAACUUUCAUUUCACUGAUUGGGAUCCAACCAAAGAUGCCCUUAACACAAGCAACCAAGGGGACUGGGAUGCAAAUACACAGCCAAUUGAUGCAUUUGACCUAGACAAUGAUGAUGACGAUGACAAUGGAAUUAAUUUUCUGUCCGCAGAUAACAGUUUUGGUGAUAACACAAUACGUGAAGAUGCUAACAUGGACCCAGUAUUAGAAACAUCAGGUAUGGAAAUUGAAGCCAAUGGUGCAUCAGCAGAAGCUCAGCAUAAUGAAAAUGGGGAAAAUAAUGCAGGGGCUAGUGUUGGUGCAACAGAAAUCAAUACAGAACCGACAAACGAGAGUGAAUUAUUUGUCUCCUGUUUGAAAAGUAUGCUGGAUAAACAGUAUGAACAUUUUGGAAAAUUAAAUGAUCACUUAUUGGGUAUGUGGGCAGGUCCUGAACACUGGCGGAGAAAAGCUAAACGUCCAAGGUUAGAAGGUGCACUGAAAUCAAAUGAAGAGCAUGCAAAGGAUGGUGAUGUAGUGGAAACUUGUGUCAAAACAAUAGGCAAUCGUAAAGGUUCGAAAUCAACAAAGAAAGACAAAGGUCAAAAAAUUUCCUAUCUAGAUGCACUUAAACCAGGCGAAAAUCGAACAAAAAGUGGAAAACUAUGCCGACGAGAUUGGCUUAAUAGUAUUCAACCAUCGGGUGUUGAAAACAGUGCUGCUUCUAAUGCUACUGUAUUUAAAGAAUCCUAUAGACUUAAAGCUAGCCGUCAAAUGAAUAUGAUUCCCUCGGAAAUUUCUGAUACUCGUCAAAGUUUAUAUCAAAUUGUUAAUCGAGAUGUACUCCUACGGUCAAAUACUCAGCCUGAUGGUAAAAAUACAGUUAAUGGUUCUCAUAAAAAUAAUGAAAAUGGUGAUAAUGUGAACGGAAUGAAUGAACUGAUAGUUGGUGUUCCAGAUAAUGGUAAUAUGUAUGGUGAUGAUGAUAUGGACGAUGGAUUAGAUCACCGAUUGCCUGACCAUGACGAUGAUGAUGAUGAUGACGCAUUACCGUUUGAGUGUGCUUUUACCCAGAAUACUGGUUACAAUGACUAUGGUCUCGACGAUAUGGAGUUAAUCUCACAACCAAAUAAAGUAGCCCGUAUUGAGAUUGGUUAUGCUAGGACUGCUAAAAUGAUUAACGUCCAACGUUUGAAGUCUGCCAUGUGGCAAUUCCUCGAGCAUUCAAUUCCUCGUGUCAACCCAAAUAUUCAAUCACUUUCUCCAUCAGUAGCUUCUACAACGUCAGCUCCUGAUGCUGGUAGUUUUGUUGACGAUGCCACCUCUGCUGUCAAUGCAGGUGAAGAUAAAGAGAAAUCAAUGGAUGAUUGUGUGACUGGAUCAGAUGAAGCUAAGGCUUCAUGCCUACCUAAAGUCCCUGGAGCAAAAAGUUUUUCCGAAGUGAUCGACAGUUUAUCAGGUCGUAUCAGUUGGCAAAUGGCCAAGGAGCUUAGUAUAUCAAUAGCUCUAAACUGUCUUCUGCACAUGUCUAAUGAAAAGCAAUUAUACCUUGAAAAUGUGGACAAUUUCUCUAACAUCUUCAUUUCACAAGGACUGCCUUCUUUUGAAUUGAAACUUCUUGAAUCCUAUACUCAACCGGAUGAUGAUUCACCGGAUACACCAUCUGGCCAAACAGUACCCAAUAGUACGAAUAGUAAUAAUAAUAAUAAUCAGAAACGUAAUAAAGCUCAACGUGUGCGUAUGUCUACGCUUGACUCAUGGCUCGAGGGUAGUGAUGACAAUGAAUAGUUGUCGUUCAAUGCCACACUGUGCUUGUAUAAAAAUAAGUAUAUACCUAUUGUGUAUAUCAAAUUAGAUUUAAGAAUGUAUUAUAUAUAUACAUGUAUGUAUUAUCAGAUUUGCAUUUCUCCCUGUACAGUAAUCAUCACAUAUACACAAAUAUAUACAGUUUUCUUCUCUGUACAUAUGUGUGAUUGAAUUGUUUCUUUUUUUGUUUCCUUUUUAAAAUUUGUUUUAAUCAAGGUAAUAUAUAUAUAUAUAUAUAACAUAUAAUUGUAAUCUCCUCUUUUGUUUCCCUAAUAUUAACUAAUAAUAAUUCCGAUUGAUUGGUUAUACUUUUUCACAUUGGUUAAACUUACCCAGUUUUUGUUCCUCUUUUCAUCACAUCACAUCACAUAAACCACAUGGUAUAAUAAUAAUAAUAAUAAUUAAUUUCGUUCGAUACAAUUCAGUUUCCUGUGUAAUAAUAUAAAACACUAACAACUCACUUGACAGUAAUACCUGAUGUAUCACCCCUCCCCUCUUGUCUCUGUUUCUCCUGCCUUCAUUCAUUCAAUAUUCUCAGUAGUUUUUGUUUCAUCUCAUCAUUACUUGUAUUUUCAAAUGAAGUACUAAUUAAUUCCUCUGACUAACAACUAAUCAUUGUUAAGAAUGUUUUUUUUUGGUUUUUCAUUUGUUUUGUUUUGUUCUUUUUUUAACUUUUGAUUUUGUUCCCAUUUAUGAUGUGUCUGUAUGUGUGAAUGUACAAAGGUGUGUGUGUGUGUGUGCUGCGUGCGUGCGUGUUUGGCUUUGUGGAUGUGUUAGCUGACUACUGUCCUGCACAUAAUAGUCAUUUGAAUUGUUUCCCUUUUAUUUAUUUAUUCUUUUUUCAAUCAUUCUUUGUUUUCAGUUUUAUUAUGCGUAAUUUCUUUAUUAUUCUGAAUGCCUAUUUAUAUAUAUAUAAUUUGUCAUCAUAGUUUUGAAAUAAAAAUGUUUCCCGAUGUUCACCUCUCCUGGAAGUUUUUAUUUUCAUGUUUCCAGUUUAAACAUUUUUAUUAUUUUAAUUAUAAUUACUACUACUACUAUUGUUGUUAUUAUCGUUGCUAAUUAUUUCUUGUUGACUUUAUUUAACGCACCAGUUUAUGUAUUUAAAGAAGAUUUGUGUAUCCUAUUUAUUUACAUCGG